UUUGCAUUUUGUCGUGGGAGUCGAGUCUAGUGAAACUUUUUGUGACUAAAUUCUGAAUUACUAUUACAUUUACAAGCAUUUAUUUGCAUUUAAAUAGUUCCUUAUUUUAUUAAAAAGAUGUCUCCCGCAGCAACAAUGGGUGGACGAGCUCAAGGACCCGGUGUCUAUAGAGACAAAAGUAAACCGACUGACAUUCGAUCAAGUAACAUAACCGCUGCAAAAGCGGUUGCUGAUGCCAUCAGGACUAGCUUGGGACCAAGAGGAAUGGACAAAAUGAUCCAAGCUGCCAAUGGGGAAGUAACCAUUACCAAUGAUGGAGCCACAAUUCUAAAACAAAUGAAUGUAAUUCAUCCAGCAGCAAAAAUGUUGGUAGAGUUGUCCAAGGCACAGGAUAUCGAGGCCGGUGAUGGGACAACUAGUGUUGUGAUCGUGGCUGGAGCGCUACUGGAGGCCGCAGAGAAGCUGCUCCAGAAGGGCAUCCACCCGACCACCAUCUCGGACGCGUUCCAACGCGCAGCCGCCAAGGCUGUGGAGAUACUCACACAGAUGGCCAUGCCUGUACAGCUGGUGGACAAAGAGAGUUUGGUGAAAAGCGCCUCAACCAGUCUCAACUCCAAGGUGGUGUCUCAACAAUCGUCUCUACUGGCUCCGAUUGCAGUCGAUGCCGUACUCAAGGUUAUUGACCCAGCUCAUGACACCAAUGUUGAUUUAAAGGACAUCAAGAUCAUCAAAACCCUCGGAGGUACUGUGGAGGAUACAGAACUGAUCGAAGGUCUGGUGUUCACUCAGAGAUCUGCCAAUGUCAACGGACCCAAGAGAAUAGAGAAGGCCAAGAUUGGACUCAUCCAGUUUUGUAUUUCACCACCGAAAACUGAUAUGGACCACAAUGUGAUUGUGUCAGACUAUGCAGCCAUGGACCGAGUACUCAAGGAGGAACGACAGUACAUCCUAAACAUUGUCAAGCAGAUCAAGAAGUCCGGCUGUAACGUGUUGUUGGUACAGAAGUCUAUACUGCGAGAUGCCGUGAGUGAUCUGGCCAUUCACUUCCUGGACAAGAUCAAGGUGAUGGUGAUAAAAGAUGUGGAGCGCGAGGACAUCGAGUUUGUCUGCAAGACAUUGAACUGCCGUCCUAUUGCCAGUCUUGACCAUUUUGUUGCUGAAAACCUGGUGUCAGCUGAUUGUGUUGAGGAAAUGCCAUCUGGCACUACAAGGUUUGUCAAAGUCACUGGUAUCCACAACCCUGGCAGGACAGUGACUAUUGUGGUGAGGGGCAGCAACAAACUGGUGUUGGAGGAGGCAGACAGAUCCAUCCAUGACGCUCUGUGUGUUAUCAGAUGUCUCGUUAAACAAAGAGCUUUGAUCGCCGGAGGUGGAGCUCCAGAAAUUGAGUUAUGUCUCAAACUAGCAGACUUUGCUCAGACUGUCACUGGAGUUGAUGCCUACUGUUACAGAGCGUUUGCGUCGGCUCUGGAAGUGAUCCCUAUGACUCUAGCAGAGAAUGCUGGUCUCAACCCGAUAUCCACUGUUACUGAGCUGAGGAACAGACAUGCCAAGGGGGAGGCCACCGCAGGGAUAAACGUCAGGAAGGGUUGUAUCACCAACAUCCUGGAGGAGAACGUAGUCCAGCCUCUACUAGUGUCUACCUCUGCCAUCACUCUGUCGUCCGAGACAGUUCGCAGCAUUCUCAAGAUUGACGACAUUCUUAACACCUUUAAUGGAUGAACAGAUCUCCAUUCCGCUUGUUCAACUUAACUCCAGAAAAGAAGAUCCUGCUCUCAGCACUGCGCUAAGAACAUUUCCUAACACAUUAAUCCUUCUUUAUGUUCGUUUUUUAACUAAUUAUUUUCUAUCAAUUUUGAAAAUGCUUUAUCUUGUUGUAUGACAAAUUUUGUUUAAACAACCUGUAUUAAUAAAAGUAUUUCUUAUA
Molecule: messenger RNA, 1927 nt
Organism: Macrosteles quadrilineatus (aster leafhopper)
Lineage: Eukaryota; Metazoa; Arthropoda; Insecta; Hemiptera; Cicadellidae
Gene: CCT4
Product: T-complex protein 1 subunit delta
Exons: 14
Coding region: 118-1722 (534 amino acids)
Biological process (GO): protein folding
Cellular component (GO): chaperonin-containing T-complex
Molecular function (GO): ATP binding; ATP hydrolysis activity; ATP-dependent protein folding chaperone
Source: RefSeq, a predicted model, not a curated record